GUCUGUUUCCACCUGCCCAAACCAAGUCCCGUAUUUAUUCAAAUCUUCCUUCUCGUAAAUAAUAUUUAUGUAUGUUACCUAAGCUUAGUUCGCGCAUUCUGAGUUUUGUUUUGUUUCCUAAUCCUAGAGAAACUCCUCCGUGGCAUUUCAUAGCGAGCUGGUUCCCAUUCCGCUGGUCUUCCUUCCCUGGGAGGUGCUGCCCUCCCGCUCUCCCUGGCUCCCAGCGCAUUCCUCAGUCUCAGCUCCUCCAGAUGCACAAGACUCCAGCUCUGCCCAGCAGCGCUCGAAGCACGGUGCCUGCAUGUCCUCACCGAGCCUACUCAUUUCCCCUACAGUUAUACACCUGCACUGCGCGCUCCCCGUGCCUCCCCCCCAGCACACACACACACCUUAGGAUGCCUUAACACCCAGCGACCGCUGCGGGAGCUGUCGGUGAGCCGGGGCUGGGGCCAGGUGCGCAGCGGGGCCGCUGGGCACGCUCCUCCCCGGGGCAGGGCGGGGAUCCGGCCGGGCUGGAGGGCGCUGGCCCCAUGGCGCUGGCCGAGCUGUACACGCAGUACAACAGGGUUUGGAUUCCUGAUAGCGAAGAAGUCUGGCAGUCUGCAGAAAUCACUAAAGACUACAAAGCUGGAGACCGUGUUCUCCACGUGCAAUUAGAAGAUGGAACUGAACUUGAUUACCCUGUUGAUCCAUCUGCUUUGCCACCUCUGCGGAAUCCCGACAUACUUGUUGGUGAAAAUGAUCUCACUGCACUUAGUUAUCUCCACGAACCAGCUGUUCUGCACAAUCUUAAAGUCCGUUUUGUGGAGUCGAGGCUUAUCUACACCUACAGUGGAAUAAUUUUGGUUGCAAUAAAUCCCUAUAAGCAGUUGCCAAUAUAUGGAGAUGCUAUUAUCCAUGCAUAUAGUGGGCAAAACAUGGGGGACAUGGAUCCUCAUAUAUUUGCUGUGGCAGAAGAAGCAUACAAGCAAAUGGCAAGGAACAGCAAGAAUCAGUCUAUUAUAGUCAGUGGAGAAUCAGGAGCUGGAAAGACCGUGUCUGCAAGAUACACUAUGAGAUACUUUGCCACCGUCAGUAAGUCAAGCAGCAAUGCGCAUGUGGAGGAUAAAGUUUUGGCAUCCAAUCCAAUAACCGAGGCUGUCGGCAAUGCAAAAACCACACGGAAUGAUAACAGCAGUCGAUUUGGAAAGUACACUGAAAUCAGUUUUGAUCAGAGUUACCGAAUCAUUGGAGCCAACAUGAGAACGUAUCUGCUUGAGAAAUCCAGAGUUGUCUUUCAGUCAGAGAAUGAGAGAAAUUACCAUAUAUUUUAUCAGCUGUGUGCAUCUGCUAUGCAACCUGAAUUCAAGCAUCUUAAAUUAGGAAGCGCAGAAGAAUUUAACUACACAAGAAUGGGUGGCAGUACAACUAUUGAAGGAGUUGAUGACAGAGCAAAUAUGAUUGAGACUCAGAAGACAUUUUCCUUACUGGGACUGAAGGAGGAUUUUCAGAUGGAUGUUUUUAAAACGCUGGCAGCAAUCCUACACUUAGGCAACAUGGAAAUAACAGCUGUUGGAGAUGAAAGGUCAUCCAUUAAUCUGGAAGACAAUCAUCUCAAUAUAUUCUGUGAGCUUCUGGAAUUAAACAGUGACAAAAUGGCGCAAUGGUUGUGCCACCGAAAGAUUAUCACUACUUCAGAGACCGUAAUAAAGCCAAUGACAAAACCUCAAGCUCUUAAUGCAAGGGACGCUUUGGCAAAGAAGAUCUACUCUCAUUUGUUUGACUUCAUUGUGGAAAGAAUCAACCAGGCUUUGCAGUUCUCUGGCAAGCAACAUACUUUUAUUGGUGUUCUGGAUAUUUAUGGCUUUGAAACAUUUGAUGUGAACAGUUUUGAACAAUUUUGCAUCAAUUAUGCUAAUGAAAAACUACAGCAGCAAUUUAACCUGCAUGUCUUUAAACUUGAACAAGAGGAAUAUAUGAAGGAAGAUAUCCCAUGGACUUUAAUAGACUUUUAUGACAACCAGCCUGUCAUUGACCUCAUUGAAGCUAAAAUGGGAAUUUUAGAACUUUUGGAUGAAGAGUGCUUGUUGCCUCAUGGAACAGAUGAAAACUGGCUUCAAAAGCUAUAUAAUAAUUUUGUCAACAAAAACACGCUCUUUGAAAAGCCGAGGAUGUCAAACACGUCUUUCAUCAUUCAACACUUUGCUGAUAAGGUAGAAUAUAAAUGUGAAGGAUUUCUGGAAAAAAACAGGGACACAGUAUAUGAAGUUUUGAUGGAAAUCAUGAAAGAGAGCAAGUUUCGUCUGUGUGCAAACUUUUUUCAAGACAAUCCGGUGUCCAUUUCACCUUUCAGUUCAACUAUAAGCAUCAAAUCUGCAAGACCUGUCCUCAAGUCACCUAACAAGCAGCUCCGGAUGACUGUUGGCAGUAAGUUCCGGAGUUCUUUGUCUCUACUUAUGGAGACGCUUAAUGCAACCACCCCUCACUAUGUGCGAUGCAUAAAGCCAAAUGAUGAAAAACAGCCUUUUGAGUUUGACUCAAAAAGGGUGGCUCAGCAACUGCGAGCAUGUGGUGUUUUGGAAACCAUUCGGAUUAGUGCACAGAGCUAUCCGUCCAGAUGGACUUACAUUGAGUUUUUCAGCCGCUACAGCAUCCUUAUGACACAGCAGGAACUCUCUGUCAGUGAUAAGAAGCAGAUCUGCAAGAUUGUUUUGCAGCGGCUCAUCCAGGAUCCUAACCAAUAUCAGUUUGGGAGAACGAAAAUUUUCUUCAGAGCCGGACAGGUUGCUUACUUAGAAAAGCUGCGAUCAGACAAACUGAGACACGCGUGCAUCACCAUCCAAAAGAGCAUUCGAGGCUGGCUGCAGCGCAAGAAGUUCCUUGGCAUAAAGCAAGCAGCUAUUACCAUACAGCAGUACUUCCGUGGGCAGCGGACCGUGCGGCAAGCCGUAACUGCACAAGCUCUGAAGCAAACGUGGGCAGCUAUAAUUAUUCAGAAAUACUGCCGAGGUUACCUCGUCCGUAGGCUUUGCCAGCUCAUCCACGUGGCUGCUGUAACAAUCCAAGCUUAUACCAGAGGAUUUCUAGCAAGGAAGAAAUACCGGAAGAUGCUUGAAGAACACAAGGCUGUGAUCCUUCAGAAAUACGCCCGUGCGUGGCUUGCCAGGCGCAGGUUUCAGAACAUUCGGCGGUUUGUGUUGAACAUCCAGCUUUCAUACAGAGUUCAGCGACUGCAGAAGAAGAUAGAAGAACAGAGUAAAGAAAAUCAUGGCUUGCUGGAACGAUUGACUAACCUGGCUUCAACUCACAUGAAUGACUUGGAUACGAUUCAGAAACUUGAAUCAGAUCUUGAAAAGUUAACUGCUCAAAAGAGAACUUCUGAGGAGAAAGGGAAAAGAUAUAAAGAGGACAGUGAACAGAAAAUAUUGAAACUUGAGAAUCAGAAUAAAGAACUACGAGAACAGAAGGAGACCUUAGAAGUAAAGCUCCAAGAGAAGACUGAGGAAAUGAAAGAGAAAAUGGAUGACCUCACGAAGCAACUUUUCGAUGAUGUACGAAAAGAAGAAAGUCAGAGAAUGAUACUUGAGAAAAAUUUCCAAAAUCAGAAACAAGACUAUGAAAAGGAAAUUGAAUCGCUCAAGGGAGAAAUAAAGGUUCUCAGAGAAGAAAAAGCGCAGCUACAGCAACAAAUUCAGCAAGAGAUUACCAUUCAACAUGACCUGAAAAUAGAAGUAGGACAACUUACAAAGCAGGCACAGAAAAUACCUGAGUUGCAAAAGGAAAUUGAACUGCUGCAGACACAAAAAUUGGAUGUUGAAAAACAGGCCCAGUCACAGAAGAGGGAGAUGAGGGAAAAGAUGUCAGAAGUUACAAAACAGCUUCUUGAAAGCUAUGAUUUUGAAGAUGUAAGAAGCAGACUCUCUACAGAGGAUUUGGAACACUUAAAUGAGGAUGGAGAAUUGUGGUUUGCUUAUGAAGGCUUGAAAAAAGCUACAAGAGUAUUGGAAAGUCACUUCCAGUCUCAGAAGGAAAACUAUGAAAAGGAGAUUGAAGGUUUGAACUUGAAAGUUGAACAUCUUAGCCAAGAUAUUAAUCAUCUACAGAAACUAUUUAGAGAGGAAAAUGAUAUAAAUGAUGGUAUUCGACUUGAAGUUAGCAGGCUAACUUCAGAAAACCUGGUGAUCCCGGAUCUUAAACAGCAAGUUUCUGAACUUGAGAAUCAAAAAGUAGACCUUGAAAACCGUCUUCAAGAGCAGACUGCAAAGUUGAAAGAGAUGUCUAAUCGGCUGCACCAUGAGCCAGAAGGGGACAGAACACUAAGACGAACAAAUGAGGUCCAGAAUGAGGUGGACGUAAAAGAAAACGAGAGAUUGAAUGUCAUAACCCAAGAAAUGGAGGGGCUGAGCAAUGGUUUGAAGCAAGAUGAAAUCCAGGCUGAAGUAAAAAGCAAGAUAAAGCAAGAAACAACUCGACUUACUGUGGAAAACAUGGACCUUGAAGAAGAGCUAGACAUGAAAGAUAGAAUAAUAAAAAAAUUGGAGGAUCAGAUCAAAACUCUUACCAAGAAUAUUGAAAAAGGCAAUGAAGUUCACGUGUCAACUUUGUCCAAAGAGUACAUUGGGAUGAUGGAGUACAAAAAAGAGGAUGAAGAAAGGAUUGUUCAAAAUCUGAUCCUUGAUUUAAAGCCACGUGGAGUUGUAGUCAAUAUGAUACCUGGCCUUCCAGCUCACAUCCUAUUCAUGUGUGUGAGGUAUGCAGAUUAUCUGAAUGAUGCUGACAUGCUGAAAUCUUUCAUAAAUGUAACCAUUGAUGGCAUAAAGCAAGUCGUUAAGGAAAAUUCAGAAGAUUUUGAGAUGUUGUCUUUUUGGCUUUCCAAUACAUACUAUUUUCUUAACUGUUUGAAGCAGUACAGUGGGGAAGAGGAAUUUGUGAAAUACAACACCCCACGUCAGAAUAAGAACUGUUUGAAGCAUUUUGAUCUCUCAGAAUACAGACAAGUUCUCAGUGAUUUGGCCAUUCGCAUCUAUCACCAGUUCAUUCUUGUAAUGGAGAACAACAUUCAGCACAUGAUCGUACCGGGUAUGCUGGAAUAUGAAAGUCUCCAGGGAAUUUCUGGCUUGAAACCUACAGGGUUCCGUAAACGCUCCUCUAGUAUAGAUGACACGGAUACCUACACAAUGACAUCUAUCCUGCAACAGCUCAGCUAUUUUUAUAGUACGAUGUGCCAGAAUGGCUUGGACUCUGAGCUUCUAAAGCAGGCAGUGAAGCAGCUUUUCUUUCUCAUUGGAGCGGUCACCCUCAAUAGUCUCUUCCUCCGCAAGGACAUGUGCUCUUGUAGGAAAGGAAUGCAGAUAAGAUGUAAUAUCAGCUAUUUGGAAGAAUGGCUUAAAGACAAGAAUCUUCAAAGCAGCAAUGCCAAAGAAACUUUAGAGCCUCUGUCUCAAGCAGCCUGGCUCCUUCAGGUCAAAAAGAUCACUGAUGAUGAUGCCAAAGAAAUAUGUGAACACUGCACAUCACUUUCCACUGUGCAGAUAGUUAAGAUCCUCAACUCAUACACUCCGAUAGAUGAUUUUGAGAAAAGAGUGACUCCAUCAUUUGUUCGUAAAGUCCAGGCUUUGCUAAACAAUCGUGAGGAUGGGCCGCAGCUGAUGCUUGAUACCAAGUACCGCUUUCAAGUGACCUUUCCUUUCACACCCUCUCCACAUGCUUUGGAAAUGAUACAAGUCCCCAGCAGCUUCAAACUUGGCUUUCUCACAAGGGUUUAGUAAAACCGGUGCUUUGGUAUUUUCUCAGAGACUGAAUAAGAACAAGUAGAUUUCCAUGUUUCAUUUCUCCAGCUGGAGGAUGGUAUGGUAGCUUGCCAUGAAUUAAGCCACUAAAAACUUGUUCUUAUGUCAAGACGUAAAAAUAAGAAUCAUUUCAGCUUGUGAUUUCCUUCUUUGUUUUUUACUGUUGUUCACUCUUCUUUUUAGUCCUACGACAUUGACAUCUCAUCAGCUGCAUGUAAUGCCACACAGUUUUUUAGCCCAAACCUGAUGAGGAAAGAAUGUAUGUGGCAAGUUUGCAUUGGUUCUCUGCUUUCUGUAAGAAAUUUUUUUUUUCCCAAGAUGAUUCUAUCCUGUUGUCUUGCUGUACUGAAUUUGUUUGACAGUAGUAUUCACCCUUCUAUACUUCAAAUGCUUUUAUUCCUUUCAUGAAGUAAGUUGCUAAUAAAAGUUCACAAGGAGACUGUAAAGGGGGGAAUAGAAGGACCUCCCACAGUUGCUCACGCUUUUUUAUGUAUUUUAUUGUUCUUUUUUUUUUUUUUUUUAAUACAGAUAGCUACAUUGAACCUGGGGAGCAGAGGUCAGCCUAAGAGGAUUGCUGUAAUAAACACAGGCUGUCUUUGUAGGCAUGCUGCCUUGGCUCACUCAGGCUGAACGUGUGCAUUAGAGUUCAGGCACAGCAGACAGCUCUUCAGCCAGGGAAGCGAUUUGGGUCCUUCUUUUGUAGGCAGAUUUCAGCUGUGUUCUCUGCAAUGAUGUCUGGAUUUUUGCAUCAAUUAUCAGAGUAGAAAAUUCAGAUAUAAAAUUCCUGUUGAUCCAAGUUUAAAUUACGAGCUUAAUUCUUUAAAAAACAGGAGUCCUGUUUUAGGUCCAUCCCUAAUGCAGUGUCUUCAGGAACAUACACUGAGUCUGCACAUAUGUACACAUUUUUCUCCUAUUCUUUUUUGUUUGUUUCCCUCCUCUAGUUCAGAUACUGAGUAGGAAUGAAUACAGCUACUAUGGUCUGAAAUUACUGAUAAACCAAUCUUAAUUCCUUGCAUUUUUAAAUUGCACGAUCCUUACAAACAGAAUUGGUCUCCUUUUUGUUUCAUUCAGCUUUAUUCCUGUAGGCAGAACACAAAGACUAACAACUUUCUUUAAUACUAGACCCUGUCAGAACAACUGGAGAACCAGCAUUCACCUUGCUGCAAUGAUGGCUGUCAUUAGAAAUUCUUCAGUAUAUAUUGCCACUUUUCUAGCUAGGCUAUUAUGGAAAUAUGAUACUAAUGCUUAGAAAUAUUGAAGGGAUUCUAAUUAACUUAGUUAAUUUAAAUAUUACAGGAAGAAACAUUUGAUUUUUGUAUUACAUAGUGUUUAAAAUUUGUAAAUAUAAAGAAGAAUAGUUUUGUUAUAUACUAUCCUUGAUAUUUACUAUGAACAGGACAUAUUCAUAGUGAUAACUACAGAGAUGCAUAAAGAAUUUAUGAAGAAACAUUUUUGUGUUUUGUUCACAGCUGUAAAAGUUGUACAAAACUUACAGAUGUGUAGGUAGGCUAGUGUUCUUAUCUGUUAAAUAAAGCAGCUUUUAAACCAA
Messenger RNA from Numida meleagris (helmeted guineafowl), 7317 nucleotides. RefSeq names its product myosin VC (gene MYO5C). Bases 531 to 5744 code for a protein of 1737 amino acids. Lineage: Eukaryota; Metazoa; Chordata; Aves; Galliformes; Numididae. The transcript has 41 exons. Gene Ontology annotation, molecular function: ATP binding; microfilament motor activity; actin filament binding. The record is from RefSeq and is a predicted model, not a curated record. Gene Ontology annotation, cellular component: actin cytoskeleton; cytoplasm; vesicle. Gene Ontology annotation, biological process: actin filament organization; vesicle transport along actin filament.